Struthio camelus australis is the source of this 4431-nucleotide messenger RNA. The record is from RefSeq and is a predicted model, not a curated record. Lineage: Eukaryota; Metazoa; Chordata; Aves; Struthioniformes; Struthionidae.
UUCUUUGUAGUUCAUCUGAAACUGGAAGAAAGAGGAGAAUGGAUAUGGGCAACCAACAUCCAUCCAUAAAACGGUUGCAUGAAAUACAGAAAGAAGUCAAAGAGAUCGAACAACAAGUUGUCAUCUUCAGUGGCUUGUCUACUGACAAAGAUUAUAAGAGACUAGAAAGGACUCUUACUAAACAGCUUUUUGAAAUAGAUUCCGUAGAUACUGAAGGAAAAGGAGAUAUUCAGCAAGCCAGAAAGCGUGCGGCUCAGGAAACGGAGAGGCUACUCAAGGAACUGGAACAAAAUGCAAACCAUCCCCACAGACUGGAAAUAGAGGCUAUAUUCAAGGAAGCACAGUUGCUUGUGGAACGUGAGAUUACACCUUUUUACAAAGGAGGCAACUGUAUAAGUGAUGAAUUUGAAGAAGGUAUUCAGGACGUUAUAUUGAGGCUUACUCAGGUGAAAACUGGAGGGAAAAUUUCUUUACGCAAAGCAAGAUAUCGCACUCUGACGAAAGUAUGCGCUGUUCAGGAGAUUAUAGAAAGCUGUGUAAAGCAACAGCUGUCCCUACCACUCUCUAAUGAUGCACAUCCUUCUGUCUCCAAAAUUAACUCUGUAAUGUGUGAUGUGAACAAAGCUAGAGGAACUCUUAUUGCACUUCUAAUGGGAGUUAAUAGCAAUGAUACCUGCAGGCAUUUAUCCUGCGUGCUCACAGGCUUGAUUGCUGAUUUGGAUGCUUUAGAUGUCUGUGGUCGCACAGAAAUAAGGAACUACAGAAAGGAAGUAGUCGAAGAGAUCAAUAAACUGCAGAAAUAUCUGGACUUGGAGGAGGAAGCAAAUUCUACUCAUGCUUAUGACCUGGCACAAAAUCAGUCCAUUCUAAAAAUAGAAGAAAUCCGCAAGAAAAUGAAGGAAGUUAAUUCUUUACUUUUAAAAACAGAGAAUGCUUCUGACUUGUAUUUGGGAUCCAAGGCAGAACUGCAAGGAUUAAUUGCCCAAUUAGAUGAAGUCAGUCCAGGGAAAAACCCCUGUAUUAGAGAAGCCAGGAGAAGAGCAGUAAUAGAAGUGCAAACUCUGAUAACGUAUAUUGAUUUAAAGGAAGCGCUUGAAAAAAGGCAAAUGUAUCCUGAGCAAACUGCUGCUGAACAUCAAUCUGAUGGAAACAGAAAGGACAAAAAUUACAUGAGACUGGAAGAGCUUCUUACAAAGCAACUUCUAGCACUCGAUGCUGUUGAUCCACAAGGUGAUGAGCGGGUUAAGGCUGCCAGAAAGCAAGCAGUGAAGCUUGCACAGAACAUUCUUUACUAUCUGGAUAUGAAAACAGAUGAAUGGGAGUACUGAAACAGCCAUAGUCUAACAGAAAAUACCUUUUUUUUUUCCUUUGGUGCUUUCUGCAGACUGAUAGUUCAAUUGGCAGCACGUGAUUAAAAGUGAUGUGUUGUAUGUUUGCUUAAAUCAUGGCAAUUGCAUAAGAAGUUGACUUGGCUAUAUGUCUGCUAUCCCACGCGCUCACCCACUUGCCAUGGCAACUGUCAGUACACCAUCAGCAAUUCUGGUCAUUGCUGUCAAGCAAAGAAAUGUGAUCCUCUGAAGGAAUGGCUUAAUACCUGGUCGAAUGGGCUUUUUUCCCUGUUUUUGUUGUGAUAAUCUUGUGCAAUGUUUAGAGAGUGCAGCUUUUUCAAAGGUGCAGAAACUGCCUUAUGGUAUAGGACUGGCAAAACUACUUCAAGAAGACUGGGCAUAAAAAUUAGCGCUUAAGCAUGAGGAUCUAUCCAGCAAGUUCAUAGCAGUCUGGAUAUACUCUUAAUGUGCUGUUAUGAUGGAAAGUAUUAAAUGCAAAAAACUGCUGGCUUUUGAGUCAUACUUGAUUUAUUCCAUCCAGCAUACCUUUAUGGGUGUUUAGAUUUCUUACCUAGCAGAACUAUAAUGCCAACUGCAAAUUAGCAUUUACAUAGGCAAAACCAAUUAGGUCUGUUUUUGUAAUAUCUGACCCGUUCUGUUUGCAAAUGCAGGGUUUUUUCCUUCUGUUGGUGGAAACUUCCCUCAAAUUCUUGCUUUGAGGUAAAUGAGACUUGGAGAGGAAAAUCUGUGCACAUACACUGAUUAGAUAAAUGGGAUUUGUAGGGUUUCAUACUGCUCUCCAUAAACCCCUGAAAAAUGCACUGAACUUUCUUUAGUGGCUACUUAGGGUCUUUUUAAACUCUGCUGUUAGAUUUGCUUUUGACUAGUCUUUUUCACAUUUGGUAAAAAUAGAAGUCACGCUGAAAUGAAUGAGCAUUUCAGAAUUAUUUUUGUAAAAUUAGGUAGCUAUAGAGGUGUCCCUAAUGAUUUAAAUGUGUAUUAUGUAUUUCAUAUCGGUCAGGUGUGGCUUCAAGCAUGACUUGGAAAAGACCUGUGGCAUAUAUCUCUCUUUGCAACUCAUUGCUUAAUGGUUUUAGUAACUUAGUAAAUAAGCUUGCUUAUACUGCUCUAGGAGCCUCCCUUAUUAUUUGUAGCUGCUAGCAUCAGUGACAUUUCUACAGUAGCAUGUGUUUUGGCAUUUUUGAGAGCAUGGCAUUAAAAUUAAAUGGAUCAAUAUUUAAUUAUGGAUAUUUUGCACUUAGUUCUUUCAUGUUGAAUUUGUAAAUUAUUGUUCUGUAGAUGAUUAUUUGCACCACUGUAAGGAGUAUAAACAAUUUUGGAUGUUAAAUUAAAACUAUUUUUAGAUAUAUUUUUAACUCCUUAGAGAAGACGAUACUCCUGUGAGAGACAAGUGCCUUUAUGACACCUUUGACUUGUACCAUCGUAUGUAGACAUAGGAACUGCUGACUGGCAGCUUGAUGGAGCUGUAAUCUUUACCCACUAGAUUUAUCCUAUAUCUCAUUCCACUAUAAUAUAUGUUAAGUUAACAUAAUACAAUAGGUGACAGUUGUUCUCUGGAGACUCGAUAGUGAGUCACCAAUUUGGGAAAUACAGAUUCUGUUUGAAAAUGGAUGUGUUGAUAUGGAGAUUAGGGAGUGUGGGCAGGUCUUUCUGUGCCUAUUACUACAAGAAGGGGAGAAUGAUAUUUACUCCAUAACAUGCUUUCAGAUGUUGAUGCAAGGCUGUGUAACUUCAGAGCAUGGAAAUAUUUUGUUUGUGACUGUACAGGUGAUUUCUUGGCAAUUCAGUUGACAAAAACAAUCUUUUUUUUUUUUUUUCCAAUUAAGUACAGUACCUAAGGCACAAUUUGGCAAUGUCAGAAGAUUUGUUGGAGGAUUCUUUAGAGACAUGACCCUGUUGAAUUUGUCUGUCUUUACUUAAAAAAUCAUUUCUUCUAGGUAAAAUUCUUAUCUAUAUUUACAUAUUGUGUGGUUAACACAGAUGAUUAAUGAUGUUACACACCUAAAUUAUUUUACUCAUUUCAAGCUUUCCUACAUGUUUGAACUGCAACUUCUAAUGUAUACCUAAAUUUUUAGGAAAUUUAAGAAUUUAAUAAUGUGAUAAUAUUAUUCACUUUAAUCUUACUGUCAGGUCUGCAGUGAUUUAAAGUGGUAGAUUGUUUAACAAUUAUUUUAGUAUCUGUGUUCUUUGGAGGUUAUGUGAAACUUUAGAAAUUUUUGAAACUCUUAUGUAAAGAUGAGUAAGUAUAGUUUUAAGAUCUAUUCUAUUUUAAAUUUGUGUAUUUUUUUAGCUUUUCUGAACCCAUAGUUAAGCCUGCAUUUCUAAAGAGGCAGAUGUGUAAGGUUAGUGUAAUUUCGAUUAACUUAAUAGAGUUCAGUAGCAGUAUCUUGUUGCAGAUUAAGCUUUUUUCCAUCUUUCUGCAGUCUAAUCAAUUCAGCAUUUAAAAUUUGUGGUAAAAUCCUCAUCUGGAAUGGGAUUAAUUUGCAGUUUUUGCAUGAAUGAAAAUAGUAAACUAAAUAUGCUAAACCAAAAAAUGCAGAUAUUUUGAGAAAUCUUGCUUUUGUGCUGAAUGUAAUUUCUCUGUUUUGUAUCCAAAGACUGAGGGACACGCAACUCUUUUCUUUCUGAUAUGGUAGGCUAAAAUAGUCAGCAAAAUGUAAAUGGACCAAAUUGCAGAAGCCUGCAUUUUAGUACUAGAAUGAAAGAUAUAUUAACUUUUGUGUGCUGCGUAAUCUACCUUGGAGCAAAAGAAAUGAGUGGAUAUUUUUGAGAGAGGUAAUUGUACGUCAUGAUUUUUUUGUUAAUUGUAUUGCUUUUUGAAGUAGUUUACUUAUUUUAGGGUUAAUUUUUAUUGUUUACCACUCAAAAUGUUCUUUCUGUUAUAGUGUGGUUAUUAAGUAUGGUUCCUGUUUUUUCAACUUAUUGGAAAUUAUUGUAUGUGCUCUUUAUGGCAUAUAUGUCUUGAUUUAUUGCUGUGUAUGAUACGUAUUUGUAUAUACAAACUCAAGAUUAAAUAUUGCAGUGUUAUAGUCCUGAUUAUUAAUAAAAAAUGUUAUUACCUUGUACUAGGUAUUCAUUUGAA